Oncorhynchus kisutch (coho salmon) is the source of this 3544-nucleotide messenger RNA. Its product is annotated as gap junction gamma-1 protein. The transcript is spliced from 2 exons. Gene Ontology annotation, molecular function: gap junction channel activity. The coding region runs from base 780 to 2042 and encodes 420 amino acids. The record is from RefSeq and is a predicted model, not a curated record. NCBI's taxonomy places the organism in Eukaryota, Metazoa, Chordata, Actinopteri, Salmoniformes, Salmonidae. Gene Ontology annotation, biological process: cell-cell signaling. Gene Ontology annotation, cellular component: connexin complex.
GUUGAGCAGUGUUGAGCUACGGGGGAGUGAGUUUUGAGCAGUGUUGAGUUACAGGGGAGUGAGUGUUGAGCAGUGUUGCGUUACAGGGGGGUGAGUGUUGAGCAAUGUUGAGCUAUAGGGGGUGAGUGUUGAGCAGUGUUGAGCUAUAGAGGGGUUGGGUGUUGAGCAGUGUUGAGCAGUGCUGAGCUAUAGGUGGCUGAAUGUUGAGCAGUGUUGAGCUAUAGGGUGGUGAGUGUUUAGAAGUGUUGAGCUACAGGGAGUGGGUGGGAAGGGGAAGGCUGGAGGUGUUGCCACUAACAAGCCUCCCUCAGCUGGGUGGGUGUUCAUUUCAAUCUGCAGUCAGAUGUCCUUAAAUUUGACCCUCUGGUACAAGGUCACUUGCCAGGGUGGGGAGGGAGAGAUUUUUUCCUUGUCUUUCCUCCUUCUCUUUUUUAUACUUCCUUCUUGGGCAAAAGGCUGGCGUAAUAGAAAACAGACACGAGUCAGAAUGUGAGGCAUUCACAGGAGAAAAAGUUCAGUUCCGUCCUCACUGUGUGGAUAAGUCAGGAGAGGAUAAACAGAAAAGGCUAAGUAGUCUAAUUAUACAGUGUUUGUUGUUUUUACUAUGUGGGGGAGAUUAUGUUGUUGUUAGCUAGUGUGUCACAGCGUCAGAUCAGGAUGGACCCUCCAUGCCAUCGGCACGGACUUGGCACAGGAUGGCUGUGAAAAUGUGGACAAAGUUAUGUCUGAACAGAGCGUGCAGUCCAACUUCUUCUCCAGAUUCUAGUUGAAAAGCCUCUAUGACCACCAUGAGCUGGAGCUUUCUCACGCGUCUUCUGGAAGAGAUCCACAACCAUUCCACCUUUGUAGGGAAAGUGUGGCUCACGGUGCUCAUCAUAUUCCGCAUUGUGCUGACCGCCGUGGGGGGCGAGUCCAUCUACUCUGACGAGCAGACCAAGUUCACCUGUAACACCAAGCAGCCCGGUUGUGACAACGUGUGCUACGAUGCCUUUGCCCCACUCUCACAUGUCCGCUUCUGGGUUUUCCAGAUCAUCAUGAUCUCCACCCCCUCAGUAAUGUACCUGGGCUACGCCAUCCACAAAAUAGCCCGCACCUCCGAGUUGGAGCGCCGGAAGUUCCACCGCCGGAAGAAGCUCAUUCAUGCUCAAAGGUGGACGGAUAGCCACCCGCUUGAGGAGGUGCGGGAGGAGGAUGAGGACAACGAUGCAGAGCCUAUGAUCUACCAGGAGGAGGUGGUGGAAGCCCAAGAAGUCAAGCCUGAGCCGGCCAAGCCGCAGAAACAUGAUGGCCGCCGGCGGAUCAUGCAAGAGGGCCUGAUGAGAAUCUAUGUCCUUCAGCUACUGUCCCGGGCCGUGUUUGAGAUCGGCUUCCUGGCGGGCCAGUAUCUUCUCUACGGCUUCCGUGUUAAUUCAUCAUAUGUGUGCAAUAAGUUGCCCUGUCCCCACAAUGUAGACUGCUUUAUAUCUCGGCCGACGGAGAAGACCAUCUUCCUGCUCAUCAUGUAUGUCGUCAGCUGCCUCUGCCUGCUCCUCAACGUGUGUGAGAUGUUCCACUUGAGCAUUGGAACAUUCCGAGACACUCUCCGCAAGAGGAGGAAUCAGGAGGGUCGACGGCCCUCGUACAGCUACCCGUACUCCCAUAACAUCCCCGCCUCUCCCCCCGGGUACAACAUGGUCAUGAAGUCAGACAGGCCCAACCGGAUUAUCCCCAACAGUCUAAUUAUGCACCAUGAGCAGAACAUGGCCAACGAUGUCCAGGAACAUAACCAAGAGUGCACCAGUCCAGAUGACAACAUCCCCUCGGACCUAGCCAGCCUGCACCGCCACCUACGGGUGGCCCAGGAGCAGCUCGAAAUGGCCUUCCAGACCUACAACACCAACAAGAACCAGCCCACCUCGAGGACAAGUAGUCCUGGAAGCACCUUGGCAGAGCAAAUCAGGGUCAACACAACCCAGGAGAAACAAGGAGCCAGGCCGAAAUCAGCCACUACAGAGAAAGCUGGGACCGUUGUAAAAAAUGGAAAGAGUUCUGUAUGGAUUUAGGAAUUAUUAACUUCACGUGGUACAGUAAUCUUAGUGAAAAGUAAUUUUCAAUCUCCAGGUCCAUAUACUGUGGAUAAUGGAAGAUGUGAAAUGAGACAAGAUAGGCAAAAAAGGAAAAACAAACAUGAAGAUAUCACUAAAUACAGUAGUAGUGUAUCCUAUUAUUAGGGUGUCUGUUUGUGCUUUAAAUAACAUAGCUUGAACAUAGUUAAUAUAUGCAUAUGUUGCUUAUUCAAACUUUUCUUAUUUUAGCUACUUACGAAUAUAGGGAGAUAUAAAAUGAACCAUGAUGGCAAUACAUUUAGAAUUAUUUUUACUGGGAUUAUUAAUUUAACCUUGCUUUUGAACUGGAUUAAUUUGACAGAAUACAGUGAAUUUGUCUUUAAAACUAUAACAAUAUGCAAGUGUGUCUUUUUUCAAUUGUGGUCUAGUUAAAAGCAAUACCGUGGUAAGCACAUUUUAAUGGCACUACGAUUGAAUCCUGAUGAUGUUUAAGAAAAGGACGGUGAACCAAAUGUGAAAAGUAAUCUAGAAAUUCCUAACUGUUCAGAUUUGCACUUGGAACCUUUUAACUAAUUUAGAGUUGUAUUAAGACAUUUAGAAAAAUAUGCAUUAAUAAUUUAUUUCAGGAAGAAAUGCUGGAUAUGUAUGGGUUAUGUUGAAAUAUAAGAUGUGAAAUCUUAUAGGACAUAUGGUGUUUCAUCAGCAGAGGUUUGAGCAACACUGUUCUCCAUAGAGUAAGAUUUUAUUUCACUCUAGUUUUCAAAGCGUUGUUGUUGUAAGAUUACAUUUUUAUUUAGCAUUCUGCAGUGACAGAAAAAGGUAAGUAGGUUGUUGUUUUGAACAUUUAAACGACCAAUUUUUGAUCAUUUCUGCUGUUUUUGUGGGGCAGAUAAUGAAUGAAUUGACUUUGCUACAUUUUAACACAUCGUACAUAUACAGUACAAUGCACAUUAGUAGAAGAUGUACACUGAGUGAACAAGACAUAAGGACACUUGCCUAAUAUUGAGUUGCACCCAUUUGCUAAAUGACUAAAAUGUAUAAAUGUAAAUGUGUCGAAAGUGUUUCACAGGGAUGCUGGCCCAUGUUGACCCCUAUGCUUCCCACAGUCAUGUCAAGUUGGUCUUUGGGUGGUGGACCAUUCUUUAUACACACAGGAAACUGUUGAGCAUGAAAAAUCCAGCAGCAUUGCAGUUCUUGCCACAAACCGAUGCGCCUGGCCCCUACUACAGCACCCCAUUCGAAGGCACUUAAAUCUUUUGUCUGAGACACAUACACAAUAAUGUCGCAAUUGUCUCAAGACUUAAAAAUCCUUCUCCUCCCCUUCAUCUACAGUGGCUUGCGAAAGUAUUCACCCCAUGGCAUUUUCCUAUUUUGUUGCCUUACAAUCUGGAAUGAAAAUUGAUUUUAUGGGGGUUUAUAUCAUUUGAUUUACACAACAGGCCUACCACUUUGAAGAUGCAAAAUAUGUUUUAUUGUGAAACAAACAAGAAAUAAGACAA